Molecule: messenger RNA, 8020 nt
Organism: Penaeus indicus
Lineage: Eukaryota; Metazoa; Arthropoda; Malacostraca; Decapoda; Penaeidae
Exons: 24
Coding region: 78-7565 (2495 amino acids)
Biological process (GO): carbohydrate metabolic process
Molecular function (GO): polysaccharide binding; hydrolase activity, hydrolyzing O-glycosyl compounds
Source: RefSeq, a predicted model, not a curated record
CCAGCUGUCCUGCCGAGUAGUGCGCCGCGCCAUCGCCGGUGAUUCUCCAUUAGCGGGAAGAGCAGAACGCCCAAGAGAUGGAACUCCUCGCGAGCGUCCUCCUGCUGGCGUCGUGUCUCCUCGCACCUGCAGAGGGCGCCUUCACCAAAUGCGGCGGCGUGAGGACCAACGCUGAAGGAGUUAUCAAGAGUCCGAGGUAUCCUAGGGGCUAUCCGCACAACAGCAUGUGUGUCUUUGAGGUGAAGGCCAGCCCAGACGCCGUUAUUAAGUUCACCUGCAGAAGGCUCAUACUCCAGCCGUCGGUUGGUUGUUCAAAAGACUACGUGAAGGUUAAUGGAUUAGUUUACUGCGGCAGAACAGCGCCAAAGAACGUGUACAGCAAUGGCGGCCUCACGGUCGAGUUUUCUUCCGAUGCGACAGUGCGGAAAAAGGGAUUCACCUGCACUUAUACUCGAAUUUCUGGCUCUGAUUAUGUGGCGCCAACGUCCCCGCCCACCACCACCGUGGCCCCGCCCCCUCCACCUCCCACCAUCCCCUACGGCGGCGCCUGCGAGGACCUCCUGCAGGAGAAGAGUGCCUGGGCUGAAGGGUGGCUGGGCGUCCUGAGUUUCCCGGUGCAGGACGCGUCGGCGGGAUGGACGCUCGGGCUGGCUCUGUCGGCGCCCGUCCAGGCUUUCGAGCAAUGGGCAGGGACCCUCAGCGCCGCCAACAGCACUUUCUUCACGGUGGCAAAAGAUGGCGCUGACCUGGGCGUGGGCAGUGUCAUCUCCCUCGAAUUCCUGUACAGGUACGACUCUGUGGCUCCAUCGCCUAUGGUCACGUCGGUUUAUCUCAACGGUGACCAAGUGUGCUUCAGCCAAGCACCAACGCUCCCUACGACCAGUCCGGGACCAGUUACGACUCCCGCUACGGUUGGUGACGGAAAUGGUAAAUGCGCCACCUUUACGGAGACGAGCAGCUGGGCCGGGAACUUUCAAGGAAUUUUGAAUGUGACCGUUCCCGGGGAUGUGAGCUCGUGGACUAUUGUGCUGCAGCUGUCAGCCUCCGUGGACAAUUUUCAGGCGUGGACCGCGAACGUGGCACCCACCUCUGGCACCAUCAUCGCGCUCACCAACAAAAGCUACAAUGGCGUCCAGACAGCCGGCGCCGUGCUUGAAUUAGGCAUACUGAUAACCUACUCCGGCAGUAUUCCAAGCAUCACCUCUCUUGAUUUUAAUGAUAAAGAGCUUGGGCUUUGUGAAACUGGCUUGCCUACGCCCACUACGGUUCCUUAUGCACUGUGUGUUAGCUUUACGGAGACCACCAGUUUGGUUAACAUUUACCAAGGCAUACUUUAUGUUACUGUACCGAGUGACAUCACCUCUUGGAAUAUUAUUCUGCAACUGUCAAAUGUUGUGGAUAAUUUUCAGGCAUGGGCAGCAAAUGUGGCACCCACCUCUGGCACUUCCAUCACACUCUCUAACAAGGAUUACAAUGGAGUUCUGGCAGCUGGCACAACACUCGAGUUGGGUAUAUUGGUGACCUACUCAGGGGCUAUUCCAGACAUCAUUUCUGUGAGCUUCAAUGAUCAAGUUGCUGGAGACUGUGGAGGUUCUUCAACUCCACCCACCCCAGCACCAACAACUGAUCCUACUUCUGCACCCACUCCAGCUCCCACUCCAGCUCCAACCACUGCACCCACUCCAGCUCCAACUACUGCACCCACUCCAGCUCCAACCACUGCACCUACUCCACCAGCUCCCACUCCAGCUCCCACUCCAGCUCCAACCACUGCACCCACUCCAGCUCCAACCUCUGCCCCCACUCCAGCUCCCACUCCUGCGCCCACUUCAAGUCCAACUACGUCGCUGACCACGAAACCGACAGAACCAAGUCCUGGAUGCAUUGCUCCUGGGACAAGCUACGACUACGAUGAAGUUCUUCACAAGUCCCUGCUGUUUUACGAAGCUCAGCGAUCUGGAGAUCUGCCAGAUUCACAGCGUGUCACCUGGCGCAAGGACUCUGCCCUGGGCGACGCCAAGGACAGUGUGACCAACGUCCAGCUAGACUUAACAGGAGGAUAUUAUGAUGCUGGCGAUUAUGGCAAAUUUGGAUAUCCAAUGUCAAGUAUGACAACAGUGUUAGCAUGGGGAGCCAUCGACUAUAGCACUGCCUAUAUACAAGCAGGGGAAAUGUCGUACAUGAAGGAGGCUGUCAAGUGGGCGACAGACUAUUUCCUUAAGGCACACGUGAGUCCUACAGUGUUGUACGGCCAAGUAGGCAAUGGUCAGCUUGACCAUUCUUUCUGGGGCCGACCAGAGGAUAUGACUAUGGACAGACCAGCCUACAAGAUCACUGAAGCCAAUCCCGGUUCUGACUUGGUGGCCGAGACUUCUGCUGCACUGGCUGCCGCCUCCAUUCUCUUCAAAGAUUCCAACCCUGCAUAUUCUGCCGAAUGUCUUCAACACUCUCGGGACCUUUAUGACUUUGCCGAUAAUUUCAGAGGGGACUAUGAUGCUACGAUCCCUGGUGUUUCCGAAUUUUAUGCCAGCUACGGCUACUACGACGAAUUAGCAUGGGCUGCUGCCUGGCUUUACCGUGCCACAGGUGAGACUAGCUAUUUAACGGCAGCCAAGAAUCAUUACCAGCAACUUUCAACAAGUCCUUGGGAAUUUUCUUGGGCUGAUAAGACUCCUGGAGUGCAGGUAUUAUUGGCACAAUUUGCUGAUGAAGCGGAUAAAGCCACAUAUGUGAAUCAUGUGACCAGCUUCUGUAACGACAUCGUAGAAAACAGGGCAAGAACACCCAAAGGAUUGUUGUACUUGAGUAAGUGGGGCUCCCUCCGAUAUGCAGCUAACGCAGCCUUUAUCUGCCUAAGAGCUGCAGACUUGGGCAUCAACCCUGCGAAAUACCGAGACUUUGGCAAGCAACAGAUCCACUACAUGUUAGGCGACACUGGACGAAGCUACGUGGUUGGUUUUGGCGUGAACCCUCCGCUGCGGCCACAUCACGCCAGCAGCUCUUGUAAACCUGCUCCAGCAACCUGUGACUGGACAGACUUCCAUUCACCGGAUCCUAAUCCUCACGUGCUGUACGGAGCCUUGGUGGGAGGCCCUGAUGCCAACGACUGGUACGAGGACAAACGUGAUGACUAUAUCAAGAAUGAAGUUGCCACAGACUACAAUGCAGGCUUCCAAUCUGCUGUAGCUGCUCUUCGCUCCCUUACUGAUUGUGGUGGAGUGACAGCAGCCCCCACUCCAGCACCUACCCCUGCACCCACUCCAAUUUACAAUACAGAACCAGGUUCUGGGUGCGUUGCUCCUGGGACAAGCUACGACUACGAUGAAGUUCUUCACAAGUCCCUGCUGUUUUACGAAGCUCAGCGAUCUGGAGAUCUGCCAGAUUCACAGCGUGUCACCUGGCGCAAGGACUCUGCCCUGGGCGACGCCAAGGACAGUGUGACCAACGUCCAGCUAGACUUAACAGGAGGAUAUUAUGAUGCUGGCGAUUAUGGCAAAUUUGGAUAUCCAAUGUCAAGUAUGACAACAGUGUUAGCAUGGGGAGCCAUCGACUAUAGCACUGCCUAUAUACAAGCAGGGGAAAUGUCGUACAUGAAGGAGGCUGUCAAGUGGGCGACAGACUAUUUCCUUAAGGCACACGUGAGUCCUACAGUGUUGUACGGCCAAGUAGGCAAUGGUCAGCUUGACCAUUCUUUCUGGGGCCGACCAGAGGAUAUGACUAUGGACAGACCAGCCUACAAGAUCACUGAAGCCAAUCCCGGUUCUGACUUGGUGGCCGAGACUUCUGCUGCACUGGCUGCCGCCUCCAUUCUCUUCAAAGAUUCCAACCCUGCAUAUUCUGCCGAAUGUCUUCAACACUCUCGGGACCUUUAUGACUUUGCCGAUAAUUUCAGAGGGGACUAUGAUGCUACGAUCCCUGGUGUUUCCGAAUUUUAUGCCAGCUACGGCUACUACGACGAAUUAGCAUGGGCUGCUGCCUGGCUUUACCGUGCCACAGGUGAGACUAGCUAUUUAACGGCAGCCAAGAAUCAUUACCAGCAACUUUCAACAAGUCCUUGGGAAUUUUCUUGGGCUGAUAAGACUCCUGGAGUGCAGGUAUUAUUGGCACAAUUUGCUGAUGAAGCGGAUAAAGCCACAUAUGUGAAUCAUGUGACCAGCUUCUGUAACGACAUCGUAGAAAACAGGGCAAGAACACCCAAAGGAUUGUUGUACUUGAGUAAGUGGGGCUCCCUCCGAUAUGCAGCUAACGCAGCCUUUAUCUGCCUAAGAGCUGCAGACUUGGGCAUCAACCCUGCGAAAUACCGAGACUUUGGCAAGCAACAGAUCCACUACAUGUUAGGCGACACUGGACGAAGCUACGUGGUUGGUUUUGGCGUGAACCCUCCGCUGCGGCCACAUCACGCCAGCAGCUCUUGUAAACCUGCCCCAGCAACCUGUGACUGGACAGACUUCCAUUCACCGGAUCCUAACCCUCACGUGCUGUACGGAGCCUUGGUGGGAGGCCCUGAUGCCAACGACUGGUACGAGGACAAACGUGACGACUAUAUCAAGAAUGAAGUUGCCACAGACUACAAUGCAGGCUUCCAAUCUGCUGUAGCUGCUCUUCGCUCCCUUACUGAUUGUGGUGGAGUGACAACAGCCCCCACUCCAGCACCUACCCCUGCACCCACCUCUGCACCUACCCCCGCUCCAACCCCAGAGCCUACCGCAAACCCAGGAACUGAAGUACCUAGUACCCAAGCACCAGGUUCUGGGUGCGUUGCUCCUGGGACAAGCUACGACUACGAUGAAGUUCUUCACAAGUCCCUGCUGUUUUACGAAGCUCAGCGAUCUGGAGAUCUGCCAGAUUCACAGCGUGUCACCUGGCGCAAGGACUCUGCCCUGGGCGACGCCAAGGACAGUGUGACCAACGUCCAGCUAGACUUAACAGGAGGAUAUUAUGAUGCUGGCGAUUAUGGCAAAUUUGGAUAUCCAAUGUCAAGUAUGACAACAGUGUUAGCAUGGGGAGCCAUCGACUAUAGCACUGCCUAUAUACAAGCAGGGGAAAUGUCGUACAUGAAGGAGGCUGUCAAGUGGGCGACAGACUAUUUCCUUAAGGCACACGUGAGUCCUACAGUGUUGUACGGCCAAGUAGGCAAUGGUCAGCUUGACCAUUCUUUCUGGGGCCGACCAGAGGAUAUGACUAUGGACAGACCAGCCUACAAGAUCACUGAAGCCAAUCCCGGUUCUGACUUGGUGGCCGAGACUUCUGCUGCACUGGCUGCCGCCUCCAUUCUCUUCAAAGAUUCCAACCCUGCAUAUUCUGCCGAAUGUCUUCAACACUCUCGGGACCUUUAUGACUUUGCCGAUAAUUUCAGAGGGGACUAUGAUGCUACGAUCCCUGGUGUUUCCGAAUUUUAUGCCAGCUACGGCUACUACGACGAAUUAGCAUGGGCUGCUGCCUGGCUUUACCGUGCCACAGGUGAGACUAGCUAUUUAACGGCAGCCAAGAAUCAUUACCAGCAACUUUCAACAAGUCCUUGGGAAUUUUCUUGGGCUGAUAAGACUCCUGGAGUGCAGGUAUUAUUGGCACAAUUUGCUGAUGAAGCGGAUAAAGCCACAUAUGUGAAUCAUGUGACCAGCUUCUGUAACGACAUCGUAGAAAACAGGGCAAGAACACCCAAAGGAUUGUUGUACUUGAGUAAGUGGGGCUCCCUCCGAUAUGCAGCUAACGCAGCCUUUAUCUGCCUAAGAGCUGCAGACUUGGGCAUCAACCCUGCGAAAUACCGAGACUUUGGCAAGCAACAGAUCCACUACAUGUUAGGCGACACUGGACGAAGCUACGUGGUUGGUUUUGGCGUGAACCCUCCGCUGCGGCCACAUCACGCCAGCAGCUCUUGUAAACCUGCCCCAGCAACCUGUGACUGGACAGACUUCCAUUCACCGGAUCCUAACCCUCACGUGCUGUACGGAGCCUUGGUGGGAGGCCCUGAUGCCAACGACUGGUACGAGGACAAACGUGACGACUAUAUCAAGAAUGAAGUUGCCACAGACUACAAUGCAGGCUUCCAAUCUGCUGUAGCUGCUCUUCGCUCCCUUACUGAUUGUGGUGGAGUGACAACAGCCCCCACUCCAGCACCUACCCCUGCACCCACCUCUGCACCUACCCCCGCUCCAACCCCAGAGCCUACCGCAAACCCAGGAACUGAAGUACCUAGUACCCAAGCACCAGGUUCUGGGUGCGUUGCUCCUGGGACAAGCUACGACUACGAUGAAGUUCUUCACAAGUCCCUGCUGUUUUACGAAGCUCAGCGAUCUGGAGAUCUGCCAGAUUCACAGCGUGUCACCUGGCGCAAGGACUCUGCCCUGGGCGACGCCAAGGACAGUGUAACCAACGUCCAGCUUGAUUUAACAGGAGGAUAUUAUGAUGCUGGCGAUUAUGGCAAAUUUGGAUAUCCAAUGUCAAGUAUGACAACAGUGUUAGCAUGGGGAGCCAUCGACUAUAGCACUGCCUAUAUACAAGCAGGGGAAAUGUCGUACAUGAAGGAGGCUGUCAAGUGGGCGACAGACUAUUUCCUUAAGGCACACGUGAGUCCUACAGUGUUGUACGGCCAAGUAGGCAAUGGUCAGCUUGACCAUUCUUUCUGGGGCCGACCAGAGGAUAUGACUAUGGACAGACCAGCCUACAAGAUCACUGAAGCCAAUCCCGGUUCUGACUUGGUGGCCGAGACUUCUGCUGCACUGGCUGCCGCCUCCAUUCUCUUCAAAGAUUCCAACCCUGCAUAUUCUGCCGAAUGUCUUCAACACUCUCGGGACCUUUAUGACUUUGCCGAUAAUUUCAGAGGGGACUAUGAUGCUACGAUCCCUGGUGUUUCCGAAUUUUAUGCCAGCUACGGCUACUACGACGAAUUAGCAUGGGCUGCUGCCUGGCUUUACCGUGCCACAGGUGAGACUAGCUAUUUAACGGCAGCCAAGAAUCAUUACCAGCAACUUUCAACAAGUCCUUGGGAAUUUUCUUGGGCUGAUAAGACUCCUGGAGUGCAGGUAUUAUUGGCACAAUUUGCUGAUGAAGCGGAUAAAGCCACAUAUGUGAAUCAUGUGACCAGCUUCUGUAACGACAUCGUAGAAAACAGGGCAAGAACACCCAAAGGAUUGUUGUACUUGAGUAAGUGGGGCUCCCUCCGAUAUGCAGCUAACGCAGCCUUUAUCUGCCUAAGAGCUGCAGACUUGGGCAUCAACCCUGCGAAAUACCGAGACUUUGGCAAGCAACAGAUCCACUACAUGUUAGGCGACACUGGACGAAGCUACGUGGUUGGUUUUGGCGUGAACCCUCCGCUGCGGCCACAUCACGCCAGCAGCUCUUGUAAACCUGCUCCAGCAACCUGUGACUGGACAGACUUCCAUUCACCGGAUCCUAACCCUCACGUGCUGUACGGAGCCUUGGUGGGAGGCCCUGAUGCCAACGACUGGUACGAGGACAAACGUGACGACUAUAUCAAGAAUGAAGUUGCCACAGACUACAAUGCAGGCUUCCAAUCUGCUGUAGCUGCUCUCCGCUCUCUUGCAGGCUGUAAUGCAAAACACUGAAAUGAAGGAAUGCCUAUCAUUUGCCAACACUAAAGGGCACUGAAGCUAAGGUUUCACUAGACUCAGCUGUGGUCACUCAGCCUCGUUAUUGGCUACACUCCCCUAGACGAAGCACAUCUGGACAGGCUUCAAAACAUCAUCAGCCUGUAAGAAAGCCAGAUGAGUCAUUGCUUCCGGAUUCCCUAGUUUUCAGCUUUUGUCAAAAAAGUAAACAUUCUAGACCUGAGGCUGGUUUCAGAGUUAGAUAGGGCAAGUGAAACCAUGGCUUCAAAUUGUAGAUCAGUGUAAAGAUCAAAUGUUCAAUAGGCAAAAACUUUGUAUAUCGAUCCAAAUAAGUGUAUAAUAAAGUAAAUAAAAAAAGAGAAUUACACAACAACAAUUACAUUGUAUUUGAAAAUUAGAUAAUUCUGCCAGAAAUUUAUAUUCAAAAUUGCAAUAUAAUUUUGUUACCCUGA